This is a messenger RNA of Hypanus sabinus (Atlantic stingray), 5438 nucleotides long. RefSeq names its product serine hydroxymethyltransferase 1 (soluble) (gene shmt1). The transcript has 10 exons. Gene Ontology annotation, molecular function: mRNA 5'-UTR binding; protein homodimerization activity; mRNA regulatory element binding translation repressor activity. The record is from RefSeq and is a predicted model, not a curated record. Gene Ontology annotation, biological process: folic acid metabolic process; purine nucleobase biosynthetic process; protein homotetramerization. Bases 3481 to 4698 code for a protein of 405 amino acids. Gene Ontology annotation, cellular component: cytosol; cytoplasm; nucleus. NCBI's taxonomy places the organism in Eukaryota, Metazoa, Chordata, Chondrichthyes, Myliobatiformes, Dasyatidae.
CGUUUAACUUUGGGGCCUCGCCUGUGCUGGAAAGUUGGAAGCGAAGGAUGGUGGAAAAGAUGUUUUUUUCCCUAGAUGAGUUUGACGGGGCUGUUGCAGGAGCACUCACCACACCAUCCGGGUGACUGAAGACACUCCAUUUCGGGAAAGGUCGCGGCGACUGGCCCCUGCAGACGUGGAGGAUGUGCAGCAGCAUUUGUGUAAGUUGAAGGAAGCUGGGAUCAUUAUGGAGUCCCGCAGCCCUUAUGCGUCCUCUAUAGUCGUGGCCAGGAAGAAAAAUGGGAAGUUUCGUAUGUGUGUGGACUACAGGACCCUGAAUGGGCGCACCAUCCCUGACCAGUCCCCAGGGUGGAAGAUGUGCUGGCCUGUCUGAGUGGGGCGAAGUGGUUCAGUGUGUUGGAUUUGAGGAGUGGAUGUUACCAGAUCCUGAUGAGUGAGGCGGAUAAGGAGAAGACGGCCUUUAUAAGCCCUCUGGGAUUUUACCAGUUUGAGAGGAUGCCCCAGGGCAUAUCGGGGGCCCCUGCCGCCUUCCAGAGGGUCAUGGAGAAGACGGCGGGGGAUAUGAACUUGCUUGAGGUGCUGGUAUAUUUGGACGACCUGAUAGUAUUUGGAUCCACCUUGGAAGAACACGAAGCGAGACUAAUGAAGGUGCCCAACUGGCUGAAGGAUGAAGGGUUAAAACUUUCCCUGGACAAGUGCCAGUUUGCCAGAUGUCUGUUAGCUAUGUUGGACAUAUAAUCUCCCAGAAUGGAGUAGCUACAGACCCAGCUAAGAUCGAAGCGGUGACCACCUGACCAAGGCCCCAGACUGUGAGCGCUCUGCAAUCGUUCCUGGGGUUUUGUGGAUACUACCGGAGAUUCGUGAAGGGCUACGCCAAGGUGAGCCAUCCCUUGAACCAGCUUCUGUGUAGCUACCCCCCUCUGGGACAGAAAGGGAAAAGGAGCAGAGGACGGGAGGCUGGAAAAUAUUUGAACCCGGCAGAACCCUUCGGACAGAGAUGGGAUGACCAGUGUGAAGCAGCUUUUCAUUCACUGAAGGAGAUGCUGACUCAGGCGCUGGUGCUGGCUUUUGCGGACCCUCGGUUGCCCUAUGUGCUGCACACCAAUGCCAGUCGGGAGGAGUUGGGGACCAUCUUAUAUCAGGAUCAGGGCGCCGGACUGAGGCCGGUAGUGUUUGUCAGCUGGAGUUUGUCACCGUCCGAAAGGAACUACACCGCCCGUAAGUUGGAGUUUCUGGCGUUGAAAUGGGUGGUGGUGGAGAAGCUGAGUGACUAUCUCUACGGGGCCAAGUUUGAGGUGCGGACGGACAGCAACCCGCUUACCUACAUCCUGACCUCGGUGAAACUGGACGUGACCGGUCAUCGAUGGUUGUCCACCCUGUCUACGUAUGAUUUUAGCCUGAAAUACCAGACGGGUAGCAGGAAUGUCCAUGCGGAUGCUCUGUCUCGAUGGAGGCAUGAAGACCUGGAAAAGGACGAGGAGUGGGAGAGCGUUCCUGCAUCUGGGAUGAAGGUAAUGUGUCAGUUUGCUAUCACCGUGCAGGCCGAGGAAAAGGAGAGGCCAGAUUGUGCAGUGGAUCUGUGCCACCGACACUGACCCUGACUGUGAUUUGUGCCCCCAACACUACCCCUAGCUGACUGUGACAUGACUGCUCUGAAGACCCCACAGCUGCCAGAGUUGAGUCCUGGGGAAGUCACUGCAUGAUGACCCUGGGUACUUGGGGGUGGAGAAGACCUAUAGGUUGCUCAAGGACUGGUUUCACUGGCCCCGAAUGAGGUCGGAGGUCAACGAGUACAUGGCGAAUGUCUUAGUCAUCAUGGACCAUCACACCAGGUGUGCUCAAGCGUUCCCCACCAAGGAUCAGAGGGUGAUUAUGGUGGCAAGAGUGCUAUGGGAGAAGUAUUUUGUGCAUUACGGCCCUCCCUGGCAGGUACAUAGUGACCACGGGCGGGACUUCGAGUGUAAGCUCAUCUAUGAGUUACUGGAUAUGCUGGGAAUUGAGAAAUCAAGGACCACGCCCUAUCAUCCACAGGGCGAUCCCCAGCCAGAGAGGUUUAAUCGGACCCUGCUAGACAUGCUCAGGACGCUGGAGAUCAGCAAAAAGAGUCGAUGGAGUCAACAUAUUGCUCAUCUGGUUCACUGCUACAACUGUACACGCAAUGAUGCUACUGGCUACUCGCCCUAUUAUCUGACGUUCAGGCACGAGGCAAGGUUGUCCAUUGAGCUCUGUUUCGGGACGGCCACGGGUGAAGUAUUGCUGAAGCCUGACUUGAAGUAUGUGGCUGAUGUGAAGAAAAGCUGCAAAGAGCUUAUGAGUUGCCUGGGGAGGCGGCCGCCAAGCAGAAUCGGGGAAAUAAGAAGAGGUAUGACCGGAAAGUUAAGUUCUCCCAGCUCCUGCCGGGAGACUGAGCCCUCAUAAGGUAUUUGGGAUUACCUGGGAAGCACAAGCUGGCAGAUCGCUGGUCGGGCACACCCUAUGUGGUGGGGAGUCAGUUGUCCAACUUACCGGUUUUCCGAGUGCGGCCCGAGGAUGGGACGGGGCCCGUCAAGAUUCUCCAUGGGAUCAUCUGUUGCCUCUGGGAUGAGAUGUACAUGUAGAGCGGGAGCCCGAGGUGCCGGCUGCAUCUUGUACCAGGACUUUGUGUCCACACAAGGAGGAAGAGCCCACACUGUGAGAGAUACUGACUCGGACGAUUGGUACAUGCUGCCGUUCGCUGAUGCCUCCAUGAUGGAAGGGGAGGCUCCUGGCCCUUCUCCCACUGGGUUAGACAGAGUAAGGGGGGGCUAGUGAUGGGCCGUUGGGAGUACCACAGGGCGUUGGCGGGGAGGACGUGGGGCCCGAGCAAGAGAGGUGCAGAGGGGUUUGGGUGACCACUCACAGGAGGGUUCACCUUAUAGUUUCCAUGGGUCUCCUGUAGUGUCCAAGGUGGAGGAGUUAGAGGAGGGAGUGCGCAGGUGUCAGAGAAGUAGGCACCCCCCCCCCCCCCCACCCCCCAGAUAGGUUGGCCAAUGUUGUAGGGUGUGAUCUCCACUGUUCUGGGGAGUUAUGUCACUGCUUUCUGCACUUGGGUUGGGUUUGGAGUUUUGCAGGAAGGGUUGGCGUCAUGAGGGCAUGAAUAAAUUUGGUGGGGAGGAGAAUGUAGGGCUCUCAGUACCAUUAACAGUGGUGUUAACUGUUCAGGCUAACAAAAUGGCUUCUCUGUAAUGUUACUUAAUGGGUUUCUGUAUCUGGAAUGUUUGGGUUAUAACUGCAGAUAAGGGGGGAACUAACCAAUGGAGAAUUGUUAUGCUAUCUUGUAUGUGUGAGCUGAAUGGGAGUUCACGGUCUGUUUCGGGAGGUGAGCGACGAGGACGGACGUGUGAGGAAUGGACAGCGGUUCCAGGGCGGCAGAUACUGGACGUCGGUGGUUCGGAUGGUGGCCAAAGGCUCGGAAGGUCGCUGUGAAUGGAACCGGAGACAUGAGCUCCAACAUAUUAUAUUAUGAGAUAUUAUGGUGGCACCGAGUUUGUGGAUGAAAUGGAGCGACUGUGCCAGAAACGAGCAUUGGAUCUAUAUUCCCUCGAUCCAGAGAAAUGGGGCGUCAAUGUCCAGCCGUAUUCAGGCUCGCCGGCAAACUUUGCCGUGUACACAGCUCUGGUAGAGCCACACGGGAGGAUCAUGGGAUUGGAUCUACCGGACGGUGGGCAUCUGACACAUGGCUUCAUGACAGAGAAAAAGAAAAUCUCCGCCACAUCCAUCUUUUUUGAGUCCUUGCCAUACAAGGUUCACCCAGAGACAGGCUACAUUGAUUAUGACAGACUUGCAGAAAAUGCUCGUCUCUUCCACCCGAAACUCAUCAUUGCAGGUGUUAGUUGCUAUUCCCGGAACCUGGAUUACGCCAGGAUGCGGCAGAUUGCAGACGAGAAUGGUGCCUACCUGAUGGCAGACAUGGCGCACAUCAGUGGCCUGGUGGCAGCUGGUGAAGUACCCUCCCCUUUCAGGUACUGUGACGUAGUCUCCACCACAACGCACAAGACUCUCCGUGGCUGCAGAUCUGGUAUGAUCUUCUAUAGGAAAGGAAUCCGCAGUGUCGACCCAAAGACAGGCAAGGAGAUGAUGUACAACCUGGAAGGUCCUCUGAACCAGGCAGUCUUCCCUGGACUGCAAGGUGGGCCCCACAACCACGCCAUCGCAGGGGUUGCAGUGGCACUCAAGCAGGCAAUGUCGCCGGAGUUCAAGGUCUACCAGAAGCAAGUUCUGUCUAACUGCAAGGCUCUUUCGACUGCAUUGGUGGAUCUGGGAUACAAGAUUGUUACCGGCGGUUCUGACAAUCACCUGAUCCUGCUCGAUCUGCGUAACCAGGGAACUGACGGGGGCAGAGCUGAGAAGGUUCUGGAACAGUGUGCCAUUGCUUGCAAUAAGAACACUUGUCCAGGUGACAAGAGUGCCUUACGGCCCAGCGGUCUGAGACUGGGGACACCAGCCCUCACUUCCCGUGGGCUGCUAGAGGAGGACUUCAGGAUGGUGGCGGAUUUCAUUCACAGAGGGAUUGAAAUAACACUGGAGAUCCAGAGGGACAUUGGAGCAAAGGCGCCCCUCAAGGAAUUCAAGGAGAAAAUGCUGACUGACAAGAACUAUCAGAACAAGAUCGUUCAGCUGAGGGAUGCUGUGGAGACAUUUGCAUCCAAGUUCCCAAUUCCUGGAUUGCCUGAUAUUUAAGUGUGUUGGCCAUCAAGGAAACAAAUCACCUGUCUGAAAGGGUUUAAAGAAAAAUUCCAACAGGGCCAAUGAUUUCGGCAUUUCCUAUAGGAAUGCUGUUCUGUCCUUUAAUUCUCCACUAAUUAUAGAGUUCUACGGCGUGGAAUCUGUUCACUUGGCCAAUGGCGUCUGUGCUGACCAAUGGCCAUCCAUAAUUGUUAACGCCAUUUUCCAGCACUCAACCUCAUAACCUAUUGUGCUUCAGUGAUUCAGGUGCUUGUCCAAAGACUUUUUAAAUACUAUAUUUACUCUGCUUCUACUAUUCUCUCAGGCAGGACAUUUCAGUCUCCUGCCUUCUCCUGGGGCUAGCGCCUUGGGCCAUCUCUUCAAGUCAACUUCUGUCUUGUAGAAGCAAUAACUUUGAUCACUGCCCCUCCCUGGUGUCCUUUGUUCAACUAUUAGCAAUAAUGUCUUUAUCUGCUAUGGACCUGGCCUCCUGUACGUGGAACUCCAAAGACUGCAGUUGCAGGAAACACUCAGCAGGUCGGGCAGUGUAGAUGGAAACAGACCCAGAGUUAAUGUUUCAGGUCAAGGACCCUUUGUCAGAACAGCUAACACCAUUUAUCGUACUACAGGUGCUGCCUAAUCUGCUGAGCAUUUCUAGCUAUCUUCUUAGUAGCUAAUUUAUAAAAUCCUUUCUGUAACCCAUUUACCUCUUAACAUGCUCUCUUCAUUUUAGGCAUCCCUUUCUCCCCAACCAA